AUGAUCUGCGAGUUCUGCCGCUCCACUGUGCUCGAGUCCGAACGGAGAUGGGACUACCACCACCGGCACGCAGCCUCCUUCGAGGCCUCGGUGCGAUCGGGGUGCCUUUUCUGCACGCGGCUUGCCGAGGAGCUCGGGAGCUUGAGCCCCUGGUUUGACAGCGACCACGACAUCAACGCCGUGUACCGCUGGAACAUCCGUCAGGCGUACAGGACCAGGGACACGCAGAGCCACGUCUCUGUCAGGUUCAGGCCGGUGCCCGGCAGGAGUGAUGGUGCCAAGAGGAGCGAACAUCUCCCAGAUGUGCAGUUCCACAUGUAUCCCAAAGAUGACUUCGAGACGGACCUUGAUGAAACAAAUCUAGGCGCCGGCACGGACUCUGACCAGACGCUGAGGCAAAUGAGGGCGUGGAUGGACGACUGCGUCAACCACCACCCCGAGUGCACCAGGCGCCACGCCAGCCGCGACUUCGUGCCCACGCGCGUCCUGGACGUCGGGCCCCCCGGGGACGACGACGACGACGACGACGACGACGACGACGACGACGACGACGACGACGACGACGACGACGACGACGACGACGACGACGACGACGACGCCGCCGCCGCCGCCUGGCCGCCGUCACACGUCCGCGUCGUCGACACGAACGAGACCCCCAUCCGCGCGCCCUACCUCACGCUGAGCCACUGCUGGGGCGACGGGGCCUUUGUCCAGCUCACCGAGGCCAACCUCGCCGCCUUCACGACCCGCGGCGUGCCGUGGCAGGACGACGCCGAGGGCGGCAGUCGCGGGAUCAGCAGCAACGCCACCUUCGCGCAGGCGCUGCGCGUCGUCCGGCAGCUGGGCCAGCGCUACGUCUGGAUUGACUCGCUCUGCAUCAUCCAGGGCAAGGGGUCCGAGGGCGCCCACGUCGAGGACUGGAAGGCCGAGGCGCCGCUGAUGCACAAGGUCUACCGCAACUCGUUCUGCAACAUCGCCGCCGCCGACUCCAGGAACCACACCGAGGGCCUGUUCCGGCCGCGGCCGCGGCGGCCCGGUUUCGCGCCCGUCUACUACGCCGGCCGCGCGCCGUCGAGGGUGUUUGGCGACGCGGUCUGGAGGGUGUUGGAGCACGACCACUGGGACAGAGGCCUUCUGAGCCGCCAUCUUUAUACCCGCGGCUGGGUCUUCCAAGAAAGGCUCCUCUCCCCACGCCUCCUCCACUUCGGCGCGGGCCAGGUGUUCUGGGACUGCGCGGCGCUGAGCGCGUCCGAGAGCCUGCCCGACGGCCUCCCUGCGGCCCUCGACGACGCCGCCGCCGCCGCCACCCACCGCAGCUGGCGCCGCCAGCUCCAGGACGCCGCGCUCUCCGUGCCGUCCCUGGCCGGCUCGACGGCGGACUCGAUCCGCGGCUUCUGGACGGACGCCGUGCACGCCUACACCGGCUGCGACCUGACCUUCCCCAGCGACAGGCUGGCCGCCGUGUGGGGCGUCGCGAAGCUCGUGCGGGACGCCCUGGGCGAGGAGUACGGCGCCGGCCUGUGGACGAACGGGCUGCACGAGCAGCUCGCGUGGCGGGUGGCAGAUGGCCGGAAGGCGGGCGAGAAGGGAGGAAGCGCCGGCGGCGGGUUCCCGUCCUGGUCGUGGGCGUCUGCGAAAGGCGCCGUGGAGGUUGCGCCGCCGGUCCCGGACCUGCCGCGGUUUUAUAUCGCGUCGGGGCACGAUGGGGGCGCUCUCAGGUUCCUGCUGAAGAACGCCAUCUUUGGACGGUUCGAGGGGGAGCACUCGGCCUCGUGGAAGGAGGAGCUCGUAAUUAUGGCGAGGAAGCUGGAGGAGACGUCGACCAAGAUGUCCAGGAAGGUCGCGGCGAAGGCCACCAUCGCCUUUGCUCCGAUCCCGGAGGAGUCUUCUGACGUGAAGGACCACGAGGACCUGGAUAAGCAGCCCGGUCUGGGGAGAGAGGGGGGCCUCAAAAUCAAAGGACCGGACGCCAAAGACACUUUCCAAGGGCCUGCACAGACCGAGACGGGGAUCGGAAGGGACGAACCCAAGGACUCCGGGUCUAGAAACCCAGGUCCCGGCAGCAAGGAUGUCGCGAAGAAGGGGCGCAACGCAGACAUACCGUCGGAGCUUCUGUGCAACGAAAUCGCCGUUCGGGCGCACAUCUGCAAGGGCACCCUCCAGCAGGCGGCUGCCGAGGACGGGGAGUGGACGGUGGCCGUCGAGGGCGUGACGCAGGACGACGCCGUCGUGGAAGCCUUUCCGGACUCCCGACCCCGCGAGAAGAGCGCCCCGUGCGAGCUCCUUUUGCUGGCGGUCUCGAAGGAGGUGUGCGACGAGCUGGGCGACUGGGUCCCCGACGAGGGGUACCUCGAGGAGGAGGACAUAUUCGGCACGCACUACUCGGGAAGCGCACUCCUCGUCGAGAGGGCCGGGGAGGAUCGCUUUAGAAGGGUUGGCGUCGUGCUCUUCCGUCAGCUUGAUGCGGAUAGUUGGCGGUGUUUACGACGGGCUUGCGGGCAGGACGACGAGAUGAUGGAGGGGGAGCUUGACGUUGGCGAUGGUCGGAAGGUCUGGCUGUUAUAA
Messenger RNA from Colletotrichum navitas, 2565 nucleotides. Its product is annotated as heterokaryon incompatibility protein. NCBI's taxonomy places the organism in Eukaryota, Fungi, Ascomycota, Sordariomycetes, Glomerellales, Glomerellaceae. The transcript has 3 exons. The record is from RefSeq and is a predicted model, not a curated record. The coding region runs from base 1 to 2565 and encodes 854 amino acids.